CCUCUAUUCAAUGCCGGUUGAAGAAGUUUCGUAUGAGCUGCAGCGCGACGACUUGCCGUCCGAUCGUCAGCCAGCGUCACCGCCACCGCCACCGUCGCCGUCGCCAACACUCGGCGAGCGUCUGAAUCAGGUUGCGCCGUUCAUUGACGCGCAUCUGCGCGAACUCCGCACUGCUGCCACAGUCUCACUCGGAUUCGCGACUGUGCUGGUCGUGAUGCGUUACUCUCAUCAUGUCACGCGUUGGACUUCGACUGCUCAGGUGCCGCAGCAGGCAAUUCUAAGUCGAAAACGGAUACGAGCAGCGGUUGUUGGCGUCGAUGUUCAGCAACAGGCACUCCAAGUGUGGCAUUUGCCGCUAUGGCGCGUCUGGUUGCGCAGCUACAAUUUGCCGCCAGCGGGACACAUGGCAGGUCAGUCGAGUCUGAGGGGGGAAACAGAUUCUGGAUAUUGUAGAGCAGUGGCGAUUAUUGUUGAUCAUGAUGGAUGCGAUGUGAUUUUGACAGACACCCUGCUCGUUCGGUUUCCGGGCGUCCAGCUUGCAACAGACGAGGAGAGCGUACUUGCCUUGCACAAGGAACUGUGCAAAUCACCCCGUUCAUCCCAGCCUAUUGUGUUGAACUUUGAAAUCCUGACAACGACCAACGCAGUUCGCGAAGAGCUUCGGAAAGCACUUCCGCAGGCUUCCGCUGGAGGCCCGCUUUCGUCCCAUCUCAUCAAGUCCCCAGGACGAUUGCUUGGCGAGGAUGUAAACGCUCUACUGUGUCAUGGCUGGCGAUCGAAGGGAUUUCUUGGACGAAAAGAUGAAAGUAUCGAACACACGCUUAUCAGUGCCGGGAUUGCCACGGUAGAUCGAGAGUUCUUGACCAGCGACGCGCCUUUCGUGCAGGAGCUGCUCACUCCGUUCGAAGUGCACGAGCUGCUCGAGGCGGAGCGGCACGCAGACACAUACGAGCGUGGUAUCUGGAAGGCGGUGCAUGUUGCGCGUCGACAAGAGCAGCUCGAGCACGCUCGGCAACAGCUGUUGCGCAAUGUCGUGGAGCCAGCCGCGAAAUUGGCAUCUGCAGGUGCCAAUCUUACGGAGCACGCAAGAGCCGCAAUCGCCUCCGUGUCCGAAGCCACUGCCUCUGCAACUCAGUCUGUACUCCAACGCGGUGCAGCACUCUCAGACGCAGCCAAGUCGUCGCUGACUUCAAGCGUCGAUUCUGUCAAGUCAGCGGGUGCCUCCUUGUCCGAUGCGGCAGCCAGUGCCGCUGAGGCCAUGAAGAAGGCUGCCAGCUCUGCCACAUCAUCUGCCAAUGCAGUUGCAGGGGCGUCGGCCAGUAAACUUGGCAACGUUAGAGCCGAUGUUGCCGAGCGCGCUAAAUCCGCUGCCGAUGCAGCGGCGGAGACUGCAGCCAGUGCUGCGGCUGCACUCAAGCAACACAGUGCAAAGAUGGCCGAAAGCGCCCAAGCAGCAGCAUCUGUCGGAGAUCGAGCGGUUUCCGCUGCAUCGAGUGCCGCCGCCGCGCUCAAGCAAAGCAGUUCAAAGAUUGCAGAAGGCGCCAUGGCAUCCGUCACUGCAGCAUCGCAAAGCGCGCGCACUGUGGCCAAUGCUGCUCAGAGCACUUUGGGCACGGCUGCUUCGGCUGCCAAUUCCGUGUGGAGCGCAGCGGCCAAAGCCCUUUCACGGCAAGGUCGCAAUUCCCAACCCAACAGCGAUGCUGAAGCAUCAGACAAGAAUCAAAAGCCGCCGCAGCAGCAGCGGCCCAAAGAUUGGCCGUGAGCAUUAGGUGGUCGGCGAACAUGCACGAGGAAAUAAACAUUGUAUUUCAUGAUGAAACAAAA
Messenger RNA from Capsaspora owczarzaki ATCC 30864, 1824 nucleotides. RefSeq lists its product as hypothetical. The record is from RefSeq and is a predicted model, not a curated record. The coding region runs from base 11 to 1762 and encodes 583 amino acids. NCBI's taxonomy places the organism in Eukaryota, Filasterea, Ministeriida, Capsasporidae. The transcript is spliced from 4 exons.